Molecule: messenger RNA, 3101 nt
Organism: Oncorhynchus nerka (sockeye salmon)
Lineage: Eukaryota; Metazoa; Chordata; Actinopteri; Salmoniformes; Salmonidae
Product: glutamate dehydrogenase 1, mitochondrial
Exons: 13
Coding region: 58-1809 (583 amino acids)
Biological process (GO): L-glutamate catabolic process
Cellular component (GO): mitochondrion
Molecular function (GO): L-glutamate dehydrogenase (NAD+) activity
Source: RefSeq, a predicted model, not a curated record
CCAGUGAGGUGGGAAUCCACACAAACACGCCUGCCUUUAAAACAAGAAAGGGGACGCAUGACUGCUGUAAAAUCAAUUCGAAACAGGACAAGAAGUUGUCUUGUUAUAAGUUUUUGGUUUGCCUUCACUUUUUUUUUAAUAUCAUUCGUUACUAACCCGCUACCUCAGUUAAAAAUGUACAGAUAUUUCGGAGAAUUACUUACUCGUGGUGCAAGCAGUGCUCUGGCCUCGGGAUGUGUUGAGUCGGCUCUUCCAGUUACCGCGUCGUUGAUGAGGGUGCGCCACUACAGCGAGGUCGUGGGAGAGAAAGAUGCAGAUGACCCCAACUUCUUUAAAAUGGUGGAGGGAUUCUUUGACCGCGGUGCUAAUAUCGUUGAGGAUAAACUGGUGGAGGACCUCAAGAACAAGGAGACGCCAGUGCAGAAGAGACACAGAGUUCGCGGAAUUCUCAAGAUUAUCAAGCCCUGCAACCAUAUACUGAGUGUAUCGUUCCCCAUCAAGCGAGACAACGGCGAAUGGGAGGUGAUUGAGGGGUAUCGUGCCCAGCACAGCCAACACAGGACCCCCUGUAAAGGAGGUAUCCGCUACAGCACCGAGGUGUCGGUCGAUGAGGUGAAAGCCCUGGCCUCGCUGAUGACAUACAAAUGUGCUGUCGUGGAUGUUCCAUUUGGAGGAGCCAAAGCUGGAGUGAAGAUCAACGUAAAGAAUUACACUGACAAUGAACUGGAGAAAAUCACCAGAAGAUUCACCAUUGAGCUGGCCAAAAAGGGUUUUAUUGGGCCUGGCAUUGAUGUCCCUGCCCCUGAUAUGAGCACUGGAGAGAGGGAAAUGUCCUGGAUUGCUGACACCUAUGCCAACACCAUGGGCCACCAUGACAUCAACGCUCAUGCCUGUGUGACUGGUAAGCCCAUCAGCCAGGGUGGCAUCCACGGAAGGAUCUCGGCCACCGGGCGAGGAGUAUUCCACGGCAUUGAGAACUUCAUCAACGAGGCGGCCUACAUGAGCCAGCUGGGCCUGAGCCCUGGCUUCACCGACAAGACCUUUGUCAUCCAGGGUUUUGGUAACGUUGGCAUGCACUCCAUGCGUUACCUACACCGUUUCGGGGCCAAGUGUGUUGGUGUUGGAGAGAUGGAUGGAAACAUCUGGAACCCCAAUGGCAUCGACCCAAAGGAGCUGGAGGACUACAAGCUGCAACACGGCACCAUCGUGGGCUUCCCCAACUCCACACCAUACGAAGGCAGCAUCCUGGAGGCCGACUGUGACAUCCUGAUCCCGGCCGCCAGCGAGAAGCAACUGACCAGGAAUAACGCCCACAAAAUCAAGGCCAAGAUCAUUGCUGAAGGAGCCAAUGGACCCACCACCCCUGACGCUGAUAAGAUCUUCCUGGCGAGGAAUAUCAUGGUGAUUCCGGACAUGUACCUGAACGCUGGUGGAGUGACUGUCUCCUACUUUGAGUGGCUGAAGAACCUGAACCAUGUCAGCUACGGUAGACUGACCUUCAAGUAUGAGAGGGACUCCAACUACCACCUGCUCAUGUCCGUCCAGGAGAGUCUGGAGAGGAAGUUUGGGAAGCAUGGGGGAGCAAUCCCAGUGGUCCCUACCUCUGAGUUCCAGGCCAGGAUCGCUGGCGCUUCAGAGAAGGACAUUGUGCACUCAGGACUGGCCUACACCAUGGAGAGGUCUGCCAGGCAAAUCAUGCGCACAGCUAACAAGUACAACCUGGGCCUCGACCUGAGGACGGCAGCGUACGUCAACGCCAUCGAGAAGGUCUUCAAGGUGUACAACGAGGCUGGUCUUACCUUCACAUAGGUGGCACCUCCACAGCCUCUGUCCAUCCGAGCAGACCCAGGGCCCCGCCUCUCCCAGCCUUUAUCUUUAUAUAACGUUCACGCGUUUACAUUUUACACAUGACCGUUAGCUCUACUCUUUGCAUAUGUAUUUCAAGCAAAUCAAUACACAUUCUUUUGCAUUCUCAUAUUAUCUAGAGACCACAUGUUCUAGCUUGCUUUGAAUCCGCUGUUAUGAAACUACUGUGCCUAUGGUUAUUUUUUUGCCUGUAGUCAUUCCAUCGAUUGAAUUGCUGUUACUAUAUUAUUAUGCCAGGUAACACCAAAAACUCUGGUCUGCAGCUUUUACGGGCUAGUUCUUUUCUGAAUUAGUGCUGUGCUUGUUCGGUGUCUGUUACGGACAUACUGUUACUUCACUGACAGAGUUGAAGAAGUUGGUGAACAGAAUGUAGAGCAGAGACGCACGUAAAAGCCUUAAUUUCUCCUGUGUUGAAGUGGAGUAGGUUAAUCAUUUUUAUCUGUUACCAUAAUGUUUUUUCUAUUUAAGGUCAGUCCACUUACAGUAUAAAGCAGUGUCUACACUUCAGGGUGAUAAAAUGUGUUCGUAAGCAGAUUUAUUAUGUUACUCUGUUGACAUGACACUAAAAAGGAUCAAUUCCAGAAGAUUGUUCUUUGUUGUUACUGGUGUUUGCUUGGGCAGCCACAGUUUGAGUGUCUUUCUCCGCGUUUUUGCCUUUGUUUAAUUCUUUGUCUCGCCUCAGAACUUGAUCAAGGUCGGUGUGGUGUUUGUGCUGAAUCCUUAGGGCCAAUGGAAGGGGAAAAUAUGUGGGAAAAACAUUUUUCUUUGUCUUUAUAUCAGCCUUUGACUGCUUUAGGAUUCUAUGUAACAUCAUUUGUAUAGCCUUUUCGUUGAAGAAUUCAUUAAACUACAAAACGAUUGAUUGUGUUGAUUCAAACCAAACUAUGAUUCCCUGUGGGGUAUGUAAAAGAUUUUUCCAUGGAAGCAAAUCCUGUUUAUUUUGUAUAUCAACAGCUAGUUAUUGGCUGCAUAAUCCCCACUGUACCUAUUUCAUCCAACACUACAACCUCUACGGGAUGGGUGUUCCGAUACCGGGACGGUUGUUGUUAACGUGUGCUAAUGUGACUAUAAUGACGUAAGUAACAGCCAACCUUCCAGGACAUAGACUUGUCUUAUAUGGGCAGAAAGUUGAAAUCCUUGUUAAUCUUACUGAAGUGUCUAAUUUACUGUAGCUAUUGCAGUGAAAAAUGCCAUGCUAUUGUUUGAGAGUGCACAAUAAACGUUUAUCUCGGCAA